Molecule: messenger RNA, 684 nt
Organism: Homo sapiens (human)
Lineage: Eukaryota; Metazoa; Chordata; Mammalia; Primates; Hominidae
Source: the annotation of a RefSeq genome assembly
AUGGCACAUGCAGCGCAAGUAGGUCUACAAGACGCUACUUCCCCUAUCAUAGAAGAGCUUAUCACCUUUCAUGAUCACGCCCUCAUAAUCAUUUUCCUUAUCUGCUUCCUAGUCCUGUAUGCCCUUUUCCUAACACUCACAACAAAACUAACUAAUACUAACAUCUCAGACGCUCAGGAAAUAGAAACCGUCUGAACUAUCCUGCCCGCCAUCAUCCUAGUCCUCAUCGCCCUCCCAUCCCUACGCAUCCUUUACAUAACAGACGAGGUCAACGAUCCCUCCCUUACCAUCAAAUCAAUUGGCCACCAAUGGUACUGAACCUACGAGUACACCGACUACGGCGGACUAAUCUUCAACUCCUACAUACUUCCCCCAUUAUUCCUAGAACCAGGCGACCUGCGACUCCUUGACGUUGACAAUCGAGUAGUACUCCCGAUUGAAGCCCCCAUUCGUAUAAUAAUUACAUCACAAGACGUCUUGCACUCAUGAGCUGUCCCCACAUUAGGCUUAAAAACAGAUGCAAUUCCCGGACGUCUAAACCAAACCACUUUCACCGCUACACGACCGGGGGUAUACUACGGUCAAUGCUCUGAAAUCUGUGGAGCAAACCACAGUUUCAUGCCCAUCGUCCUAGAAUUAAUUCCCCUAAAAAUCUUUGAAAUAGGGCCCGUAUUUACCCUAUAG